AUGAUUGAACAAUCUAUAGAAGAGGAAAAAAUCAUAUGCUGUAUAGGCUAUAUAAAUGGAAAGAUAACUUCUAAAAACUUUACUACCUCAUUAUGCUUUGCAUCAAUAUAAAAAUAUCUUUAAGAGCAACAACAUAGAUUUAAAAGCAUUAAAUGUGUCUCUAUUUAUACUCCAAAAAAGGAGCAAUAGUAGAUUGGUUUAGAUACCAUUGAUGAUGUUAAGGAAAAAAUAAAAGAGAUACAGAAAUCUAUUGAUCAUAAUUAUUUGAAUAUACCUCAACACCUGAAAGAAGAGAGAUAUAGAGUAAACUAUAAAAGCUUAAAUUUUUAGGAAGGUUAAUAGUCUUUGGAUAAUGAUGAUGAUAGCAAUUUACUUGGUAGUGAAUAUUAGUUUUUAAAAAACUUUAUUACAAAAGAAAAUGAUGAUAUUCAUCUGAAGGAAGAAAUGGCUAGCUUUAAUAAAAUAGAAAGCUUUUGUUAAAAUGUAUUAAAGAACUCUAAAAAUGAGUCUAAAAUAAAUACUGUAAACUAAUAAAAAGAUUAGUAUGCAAGGAUAAAUAGCUGGAUUAUAAUUUUAAGUGGAACGGAAUAGGAUUUAGAAGUUCUGAACGAUUCAAAGAUUGAUGUAAAGACAAAACAUGAAAAAUAUUACUUCUUUUUAAAAACAAAACAUAAUGACAACGAAAAAAAAAAUUAUUUGAAAAUUUGUACUGAUGAAUUAUCGAAUUAUGCUAAGGAAUAGAUGAAUUUUGUAAAUAUAAAAUUGCUUCAAGUUAGUUUAGGGAUAUUUGAAUUAUACGGCGGUGCUUUAUACUACAAUUGUUAGUUUUAAUUUGAAGAAAACAUAGACUAUGUAAACACAAUCAGCAUCUAUAUGUAAAAUGAUGAAUCAGAGAGCAAGUAAAAAUAGUAAUCGGUAUCUAUUGUGUUAGCAUAUAAUGAUUAUUAGCUAAAAAUUGAGUUUCCAUAUUUAUAUUGCAAUGAAAUAAGAUUUGAUUAAAGAGGUAAAAAUAUGUAUUACUUUUAAUUAGUUGUUCCUCCUAAAUAUUUUGUCAGAGAAAAUUCAGCUAAUAUUUAAGAAAACUUGGAUUAAAAAAAGAACACUUGGAUUAGAGUAGAUAACUUCUUUGCUCAUGACAUCAGUAAUGAGCUUAAAAGAAUAGAAUUUGUAAACAAUACAGUUAUUUGUAUUGAGAUAGAAAAUGAAACAGUCAAUACAUUCUAAACGAUACUUAAAAAUUCUUUUUCAAACGUGUUUAAAGAUACAGACCCUAUUCCUAUUUCAAAUGUGUCACAACAUUUUCCUUAAGAACCUGAAAAUGAUUUAGACUAAUAAUGGGAAAGACUUCUAAAUAGAUAUUCAUUCAAUUUAAGCUAUUCGAUCUUAACACUAAUAUCUCACAAUAAACUAAGUGUCGUCAAAUUAAGAGAAUUUCUUGACUAUAUAGAUCUUUAAAUAAGAGAUGGUAAAUCAGAGUAUAUAUUAGAAAAAGGAAUUUAGUAUUAUUACAACUAAAAGAAAGAAAUUAAUCGCCUCAAUUUUACAGCUUUCUAAAUACUUUUCUAGGACGUGUAAAGAUAAGAAAAUUACUUCAAAAUUUAAGAGAUCAGAGCUAAAAGAGAUGUCAAAGUUAUCGCAACAAGAAGGGUAAGUAUUACUCCUAGUGGAUUGAUUUAUAACUUAAAAGAAUUAGAACUGUCAAAUAGAGUUUUGAGAAUUUUUUAAGACUCAACUGAUUCAUUUAUAAGAGGAACAUUUUAAGAUGAUUCCUUAGAAAAUGCAAAGCAUAUGAAGUAUGUCUCAAGAUAUUUCAGGUAAAAGCUUAAAUCCUUUAAAGUUUUAAACUGGGAAUUUAUUAAUUUUGGAUGGAGUGCUUCUCAACUUAGGAACUCAUCAUCUUGGUUCUUUCAUGAAACUGAAGUUCUCAAAAAAUAAGAUGUAAUUACAAGAAUUGGUGAUUUUUCAGGUAUUAAUCCUCCAGCUAAAAAAUCUGCUAGAAUUGGAUAAUGUUUUAGCUCAAGUACUCCCUAUAUCUUGAAAGAAAGACCUAACAUAGAAUUCAUUGAUGAUAUUACUACACCCUCAGCAGUUUAAGAAGUUGAUGCUAAUGGAAAUAUUUGCUACUUUAGAUAAAAGAAAAAAGUUUUUACAGAUGGUAUUGGAACUAUUUCAUAAGAUCUUAUAAGAAAAAUAUCAGAUCAUCUUAAUGCCUUUUUUAUGUGUGCUAUAUAAGUAAGAUAUGGAGGAGCUAAAGGAGUGUUGACAAUUGAUUAUAAAAGUGAUAAAAAAAAUACAAUAUAGUUGAGAGAAAGUAUGAUAAAAUAUAAAAUUACAGAUGAAUAAGACGAAUUAAUAAUUGAUAUUCUAGAUAGAAACAAAUAUAGAUUUGGAUAUUUGAAUAGGUAAGUCAUUAUCUUACUUAGAUCACUAGGUAUUGAAAACGAAUAAUUCAUCUAAGCUCAGCAAGAAUACAUAGAAGAGUUAAAUAAGUCAGCAUUGAAAGAUGCAAGUAUAUUUACACUUUUUAACACAGAUUAUUCAAAGGAUGGAACAAGAUUAUUUCCAAUCACCCAUCUUCUAAGAAGUAUGUAGACAAGUAGGAUUGAUAUGGCCUAAGAUAUAUUCUGUAAAGGAGUUAUUCAUACCCUCAAAAAAAGAGGUUUUUAUAUUCUGAGAAAGAAGAGUAACAUUUUUCUUAAAAAGAGUGCAAGAUUGAUGGGUGUUAUAGAUGAAUAUAAUGUGUUAGAACAAGAUGAAGUUUUUGCAUAUAUAAGUUAGGAUUCAGAAAAAUCUUUCUUUUAAGUUGAGGGAGAUGUAAUUGUAGUUAAAAACCCAUGUUUACAUCCUGGUGAUAUUAGAAAAUUAAAAGCUGUUACUUUGGAAACUAUUUCGUAAAGAUUAGGAGAAGGAAAAAUAAAUCCUUUUAAAAAAUUAAGGAACAUCCUAAUAUUCCCUUAAAAAGGUAAAGAGCCUAUCACUUCAUAAAUAGCAGGUUCCGAUUUGGAUGGUGAUUGCUAUUUUAUUUGCUGGGAUUAAAGAUUUAUUCCCUUGGAAUAGAAAGAACCUUUUAACUAUGAUGAAGAUGAUAAUAGUUAAAAAAAAUAAAUCUCAUAAGAACAGUAUGAUAUAGAAAUCUCUAAAAAGCCUAAUACUUAGUUUAAAACUAAAAAUCCUGUACGAGAAGUGAUUGAUGAUAAUGAAUAAAUGCUAGACUUUUUUAUAGAUUUUAUAAAUAAUGAAAAUCUUGGUAAAAUAGAUAAUUCUCAUUUAGUCUUUGCAGAUAAAAGUCCAUUAUACGCUGAAGACCCUAAAUGUUUAAAGUUGGCAUCACUACAUGCAUAAGCUGUAGAUUAUGCAAAAACAGGUAUUUCUCCUUAAUUACCAAAAAACCUUGCAAUAAAAGAGUACCCUGAUUUUAUGGAAAAAGAUGACAAACCAUCUUAUUAAUCAUAAAGCAUUUUAGGUAUUUUAUAUAGACAAGUAAAAGACCAGUAUGAAAAACACUGUAAAAACGAUAUAGAAGGAGAUAGAUCUUAAACUUUUAUUGAUAAUAAUUUAAUAUUCAAUCCGCCUACAUUUGUUAACGAAAUUGUAGAUGAGUAAGAAAAUAAAACUUAUCUUGAAUAGGAAAUUGAUUUCGCUAUUGAAGCAAAUAAUCAAUGGAAUAUAGAAAUAAAUAAUCUCAAGCAAUUCUUUGGUGCUCAAAAUGAGUUUGAAAUUUACACAGGUAAUUUUUCCAAACUCAUAAAAGUAGAGAGGAAAAAAAAGAUGAGUGCAGAAAUAGUAUAGCAAAGAAUCUUGUCUACAUUAUUAGCAAUAAAAAAUAGGUUUGAGCUUUUGUUCUUUAAAAAUUUAGAUGAAGAUAGAGAUAGAUUUUAUGAUGAAACAAACAGAAAAAAAUAUUAUAGUAAAAAAUGUAAAAUAAGAGCUACUUUAUGGUAUAUCAUAUGCUACUUAAGAAAACCUGAACAUAUUGUUUAAUAUGCAGUAAACUUUGAGAAAGAUUCUUUACUAGGACAGACUUUCACUUUUUUGAGUCAAUAAAAAUAUUUUGGAGAAACAAUCAUAAGAGGAAAUAGAAAUCCAAAAACUAUUCAAUUCUUCAAUGAAAAUAAUGAUUAUGUUGGCUUAUCAUGGUUUAUAAUUAGUAAUGUCCUGUUAGAAAUAAAGAAAGAUAAUGAUAACUAUAAAAUGAAUGAAUAAAAAUAAUAAAAAAGUGAAUAAUAAAUAAAGGAAUUUGAAGAUUAUAAAAAAAAAUUCUAUUAAAAUGAUUUAAAUGGAUACCAUUCUGACGAAUAUUUAUGA
Molecule: messenger RNA, 4305 nt
Organism: Tetrahymena thermophila SB210
Lineage: Eukaryota; Ciliophora; Oligohymenophorea; Hymenostomatida; Tetrahymenidae
Product: RNA-dependent RNA polymerase RdRP2
Exons: 14
Biological process (GO): siRNA processing
Cellular component (GO): nuclear RNA-directed RNA polymerase complex
Molecular function (GO): RNA-directed RNA polymerase activity
Source: RefSeq, a predicted model, not a curated record